GGCUUGACACCUUAUGAAAAAAAGAAAUAUGUCUGGAAAAUGCUUUACAUUUACAUGCUGGGCUAUGAUGUUGAUUUUGGCCAUAUGGAGGCUAUUUCUUUAAUAUCUGCACCAAAGUAUCCUGAGAAGCAGGUGGGAUACAUUGUGACAUCUUGCUUACUCAAUGAGAACCAUGACUUCCUAAGAGUGGUUAUAAAUGCUGUACGCAAUGAUAUAAUUGGAAGAAAUGAAACCUUCCAAUGCUUGGCACUUACAAUGGUAGGAAAUAUUGGUGGGAAGGAGUUUGCUGAAUCACUAGCUCCUGAUGUCCAACGACUGCUUAUUUCAAGUAGUUGCAGACCACUAGUCAGAAAAAAGGCUGCACUAUGCCUGUUGCGUCUUUAUAGGAAGAACCCAGAUGUUGUCAAUAUAGAUGGGUGGUCGGAUUGUAUGUCACAGCUUCUUGAUGAACGUGAUUUAGGUGUAUUGACAUCUGUCAUGAGCCUUUUUGUUGCACUGGUCUCGAAUAACAAUGAAGCAUAUCGGAAUUGUCUUCCAAAAUGUGUUAAAAUUUUAGAACGAUUGGCUAGGAAUCAAGAUAUUCCACAAGAAUACACUUACUAUGGAAUUCCAUCUCCUUGGCUUCAGGUAAAGACGACGAAGGCUCUUCAGUAUUUUCCAACUGUUGAAGACCCAAACACCAGAAGAGCUUUGUUUGAGGUUCUGCAACGUAUUUUGAUGGGCACAGAUGUUGUUAAAAAUGUUAACAAGAACAAUGCAUCACAUGCCGUUCUUUUUGAAGCCCUUGCUCUGGUUAUGCACCUUGAUGCUGAAAAGGAGAUGAUGUCUCAGUGUGUGGCUUUGCUUGGGAAAUUUAUAGCUGUCCGAGAACCCAAUAUUCGAUAUCUUGGCCUAGAGAAUAUGACCAGGAUGUUGUUGAUCACAGAUGUGCAGGAUAUUAUUAAAAGACAUCAAACACAGAUCCUUACUUCUUUGAAAGAUCCUGAUAUCAGUAUUAGAAGACGUGCUCUUGAUUUGCUCUAUGGAAUGUGUGAUGUGACAAAUGCCAAGGAUAUAGUUGAGGAGUUAUUGCAGUAUCUGAGCACAGCAGAUUUUGCAAUGCGUGAAGAACUGGCACUAAAAGCUGCCAUUCUAGCAGAGAAAUUUGCCCCAGACCUCUCUUGGUAUGUUGAUGUUAUUCUUCAGUUGAUUGACAAAGCGGGAGAUUUUGUUAGUGACGACAUAUGGUAUCGUGUGGUUCAAUUUGUCACCAACAAUGAAGAUUUACAGCCAUAUGCAGCAGCCAAGGCGAGAGAGUACCUUGACAAGCCUGCUUUGCAUGAGACAAUGGUUAAGGUCAGUGCUUAUAUUCUUGGGGAGUACAGUCACCUUUUGGCCAGAAGACCUGGCUGUAGACCUAAGGAAAUUUUUGCUAUUAUAAAUGAGAAGCUUCCUAAAGUAUCAAAGCCUACGGUUGCCAUCCUUCUUUCAACUUAUGCCAAGAUAAUGAUGCACACUCAACCCCCCUAUCCAGAACUGCAGGAACAAAUCUGGGCAAUAUUCAGAAAAUAUGAGAGUUAUAUUGAUGUCGAGAUACAGCAAAGAGCAGUUGAAUAUUUUGUACUGAGUAGGAAAGGUGCAGCUUUGGUGGAUGUUUUGGCUGAAAUGCCCAAGUUUCCUGAACGACAGUCUGCUUUGCUGAAAAAGGCUGAAGAUGCUGAAGUUGAUACAGCAGAUCAAAGCGCCAUAAAACUACGGAGUCAACAACAGACGUCAAAUGCGCUGGUUGUAACUGAUCAGCAGCAUGUCAAUGGAUCUAUUCUGGGCAACCAGCUAGGCCUUGUUAAAAUGCCAAGUCAGAAAAUGGAAGCUAGUACGCACAAUCAAGGACUGACCAAAGAAAAUGGAGCUGUCAGUAAAGUUGAUCCAGAACCUACCCCAUCAGCAGAUCUUCUUGGAGACCUUUUAGGUCCUCUUGCAAUGGAGGGCCCUCCAGCUGCUCCAGUUUCAGGCGAGAAAAAUAUGAUCUCAGCAUUGGAAGCUACUCCUGAUGCUGCUGGUGCAUUAGCAUUAGCAACUGUUGGUGAUCAAUCAAACUCAGUCCAGCCAAUUGUUAAUAUUGCAGAAAGGUUUCAUGCACUGUGCCUGCAAGACAGUGGGGUGCUAUAUGAGGACCCCUACAUUCAGAUUGGCAUAAAAGCAGAGUGGCGAGCCCAUCAUGGGCAUCUUGUUCUUUUCUUAGGAAACAAGAAUACUUCACCUCUCUUGUCAGUGCGAGCUUUGAUAUUGCCUCCAUCUCAUUUAAAAAUGGAACUCUCAUUAGUACCUGAGACUAUUCCUCCUAGAGCACAGGUGCAAUGCCUGCUUGAAGUUGUAAAUCUUCGAGCAAGCAGGGAUGUUGCCGUUCUUGAUUUCUUGUAUAAAUUUGGAACUGCAGUGGUUAGUGUAAAGCUACAGCUUCCAGCUGUCUUAAAUAAGUUUUUGCGACCUAUAUCAGUCUCUGCUGAAGAGUUUUUCCCCCAGUGGAAUUCAUUGUCUGGACCACCUUUGAAGCUUCAAGAAGUGGUUAGAGGGGUAAAACCAAUGUCUCUUCUUGAAAUGGCAAACUUGUUUGCUAGCCUUCACUUGGGAGUUAUUCCAGGACUUGAUACAAAUCCAAAUAAUCUGGUUUCUUGCACUGGCUUCUAUUCAGAGGGCACUCGAGCCAUGCUUUGCCUGAUUAGAGUUGAAACAGAUCCAUCUGACAGAACCCAGCUCCGGAUAACUAUUGCAUCAGGAGAUCCAACAUUAACAUUUGAGUUGAAGGAGUUUAUCAAGGAACAUUUGGUCAACAUCCCUAUGUCAACCCAUGCCCCUGCUCCUGCUCCUGCUCCUGCUCCUGCCCCUGCUGCAGUUCCAUUACAGCCACAAUCACCUAUUACGCCUGCAGGAUAUACUGAUCCUGGUGUCAUGCUUGCUGGGUUACUUUGAUGACAUCUUAAGCGGUAGUUUCUGGAUGUGCUUAUUUAAUUUUCCAGAGAAUGCCCUUAGACCCAGCAAAAGUGGAGAGAAAAGGAUACUUGGGAGAGGACUGCAAGUGCCAGGGCUGGCGGGGCGAAGGCAAGCUUAUUGUGAUUGACAUGGUUUCUAGUUGAAUUUUCUCUGAGGAAGUGUUAAAUUCUUUGGGGCCUCUGCUCCGGGCCCUUUACAGACGAAUUAUCACGGUGUUUAAUUUUUUUCCUUCUCUUUUUUUUAUUAUAAUCCAUUUUUUUCUAAGAUCUGGUGGUCAAAUAUCUGUAAUUUGUUUAGCAGUGUAUUGGAUUCACUGUUUGCAGAAGGCCACCGUAAAUGUUUUUUCUGACAUCAGUUCCAUGCUUUUGUAUUUAUAGCAAACUGGAACGUAUUAUUGGUUUUCUCAUGGAGAUGUGUAACCUUUAUUCUCGUGCAAUGUAAUUACCCAAGAAAUAUGGGUCAUUAAUUUAUGGUA
Elaeis guineensis (African oil palm) is the source of this 3445-nucleotide messenger RNA. The record is from RefSeq and is a predicted model, not a curated record. Lineage: Eukaryota; Viridiplantae; Streptophyta; Magnoliopsida; Arecales; Arecaceae.